Molecule: messenger RNA, 1557 nt
Organism: Protobothrops mucrosquamatus (brown spotted pit viper)
Lineage: Eukaryota; Metazoa; Chordata; Lepidosauria; Squamata; Viperidae
Product: bifunctional heparan sulfate N-deacetylase/N-sulfotransferase 2-like
Exons: 5
Cellular component (GO): Golgi apparatus
Molecular function (GO): deacetylase activity; heparan sulfate N-sulfotransferase activity
Source: RefSeq, a predicted model, not a curated record
AUGAUUCAGCUGUGGAGAGUGGUGAGGCAUGUGCGACAGUUGGAGCUCCACAGACUGAUUCUGCUGCUGAUGGCCUUCAGCCUGGUCUCCAUGUGCUUCCUGGCUUACUAUGUCACUAACAGUCCCAAAAUCAAGGAACCGCCUCCUCUUCCUUUCAGCGAUUGUAGCAGUCAACACCGGAUCCUCAUCCAGCCCCAGGCAAGCUGGAGGCUUACAAAAUCAGUUGACAACUCGCGUACAGACCCUGUGGUACUAGUUUUUGUGGAAAGCAUUUAUUCCCAGUUGGGUCAAGAGAUUGUGGCCAUCUUAGAAUCGAGCCGGUUUAAAUACAGGACAGAGAUUGCUCCUGGAAAGGGAGACAUGCCCACCCUAAUGGAUAAGGACCGUGGUCGCUACGCUCUUAUUAUCUACGAGAAUAUCCUUAAAUAUGUGAACCUGGAUACCUGGAACAGGGAUCUUUUGGACAAAUACUGCGUGGAGUACGGAGUAGGAAUCAUCGGUUUCUUCAAAGCAAAUGAGAACAGCUUGCUUAGUGCUCAGCUCAAAGGCUUCCCUCUCUUCCUACAUUCCAACUUGGGAUUGCGAGAUUAUCACAUCAAUCCCAGUGCCCCACUUCUCUAUAUUACCCAGGCUAACGAAGUGGAACAGGGCCCUCUGCCUGGGGACGAUUGGACGGUGUUCCAGUCAAAUCACACAACCUAUGAACCUGUACUGAUGGCCAGCACCAAAUCGUCUGAAUCAAUCCCUCACCUGACUAUGCACAGAGCUUUGCAUGCCACCGUGGUGCAGGAUCUCGGUCUCCACGAUGGUAUCCAGAGGGUUCUUUUUGGUAAUAAUCUCAAUUUCUGGCUGCACAAGCUCAUCUUUGUUGAUGCUAUUGCUUAUCUGACUGGCAAACGUCUCUGUCUGACCCUUGACCGCUACCUCCUUGUGGACAUUGAUGAUAUCUUUGUGGGCAAAGAGGGGACACGCAUGAAGGUGUCUGAUGUGGAGGCUCUUUUAAACACUCAGAACAAGUUGAGGGCCCUGGUUCCCAAUUUCACUUUCAAUCUGGGAUUCUCUGGGAAAUUCUACCACACCGGUACAGAUGAGGAAGAUGAAGGAGAUGACAUGCUCUUGAAGAACAGGAAGGAAUUCUGGUGGUUUCCUCAUAUGUGGAGUCACAUGCAGCCACAUCUCUUUCACAAUGUUACCGUGUUGGCAGAGCAAAUGAAACUCAACAAGCAGUUUGCUUUGGAACAUGGGAUCCCCACAGAUAUGGGCUAUGCAGUAGCCCCCCACCACUCAGGAGUUUAUCCGGUUCAUGCCCAACUCUACGAAGCAUGGAAAAAUGUUUGGGACAUUCAGGUGACCAGCACAGAGGAAUAUCCUCAUCUUCGACCUGCCCGAUAUCGACGCGGGUUCAUCCAUAACGGAAUCAUGGUGUUGCCUCGCCAGACCUGUGGUCUUUUUACUCACACUAUAUUCUAUAAUGAGUAUCCUGGUGGCUCCAAGGAAUUAGACAAGAGCAUUCGUGGUGGAGAACUUUUCCUGACAGUGCUCCUGAACCCAGUAAGU